ACUGUAGAAGAAAUAACUACAGAAACCCAGGAAGAUAUCUCUGAAAUCUCUGAAGCCCUUAAGGAAACUCCUGAAGAAGAAACAAGUGAAAUUGUCCAAGAGAUUCCGGAUAAAGCUCAGCUACUGAAGGGCGAACUGAAGAAGAAAUUAUGACAGAAACACAGCAAGAUAUCACUGAAAUCUAUGAAACCAUUGGAGAAACACCUGAAGAAGUAAUGAGUGAAGUUGCCAAAGAAAGUCCGGAGAAAGUUAAACCUAGCGAAGUUGAAGUGGAAGAAAAAAUGACUAGAGAAACUCAAAAAGACACCACCGAAGUCUCUGAAACCAUCAAAGAAACUCCCGAAGAAGUAAUGAGUGAAGUUUUUGAAGAGGUUCCGAAAAAACCAAAACAGUUUCCUGAGGAAGAAACUGCCUUUGAAGAGACAGUGGAAGUAACCAAAGAAAUGGAAGAAAUUCUAGAAGAUGAAGUUACUCAAGAAACUUUCAAAGAUGAAAUUGAAAUCCAACCACAGCCUCAACCCAAACAGGAAGUUGUAGAGAUCGAAUUCAAACCAGAACAGCCUGCUGAGGAAGAAACCACUUUUGAACCAACAGUUGAGAUAACGAAAGAGAUUGAAGAAACAAUAGAGGAGGGGGAAGAAGAAACAUUUACGGAAGUUAUGGUACCUCAGCCUGGACUCGAAACUGUGGAAUUUGAAAUUGCACCAUCACAAGAUGAAACAGUGGAAACAUUUAGGCAAACAAUCAAAAUCACACAAUUUACUCAAGAAGCUAAAGAAGAGGAGAUAAUGCCAGAACAGCCUGAGAAAGUAUUUGAAGAAAUAGAUGAAACUCAACCUGAGGAAGUACUUGAGAGAAAGGCCCAGCCUCAACCAGACAGGGAAGUUGUGGAAGUUGAAUUCAAAACACAACAGACAUUUGAGGAAGAAACAACUGUUGAAAAAACAGUUGAAAUGACUAAAGAUGUGGAAGAAAUUCCAGAAGAUGAAUUGCCAGAGGAAACUUGCAAGGAGGAAAUUGAAAUCCCAGCACAAGCUCAACCAGAACAAGAAGUUGUAGAGAUUGCAUUCAAACCAGAACAGCCUCCUGAGGAAGAAACUACUGUGGAAGAGACAGUGGAAAUAACCAAAGAAAUGGAAGAAAUUCCAGAAGAUGAAGUUACUGAAGAAACUUUCAAAGAGGAAAUUGAAAUCCAACCACAGCCUCAACCAGAAAAAGAAGUUGUAGAGAUUCAAUUCAAACCAGAACAGCCUGCUGAGGAAGAAACUAGCUUUGAACAAGCAGUUGAGAUAACAAAAGAGAUUGAAGAAACAAUAGAGGAGGGGGAAGAAGAAACAUUUAAGGAAGAAAUAGAACUUCAGCCUGAACGUGAAACUGUGGAAUUUGAAAUUGCACCAUCACAAGAUGAAACAGUGGAAACAUUUAGGCAAACAAUCAAAAUCACACAAUUUACCAAAGAAGCUACAAAAGAGGAGAUAAUGCCAGAACAGCCUGAAGAAGUAUUUGAAGAAAUAGAUGAAACUCAGCCUGAGGAGGUAGUUGAGGAAGAAGCUCAGUGUCUGCCAGAAAGGGAAGUUGUGGAAGUUGAAUUCAAACCACAACAGACUGUUGAGGAAGAAACCACUGUUGAAGAAACCAUUGAAGUAACCAGUGAUGUGGAAGAAAUUCCAGAAGACGAAUUGCCAGAGGAAAGCUUCAAAGAGGCAAUUGAAAUCCAACCACAACCUCAACCAGAAAAGGAAGUUGUAGAGAUUGAAUUCAAACCGGAACAGCCGGCUGAGGAAGAAAGCACUUUUGAACAAACAGUUGAGAUAACAAAAGAGAUUGAAGAAACAAUAGAGGAGGACGAAGAAGAAACAUUUAAGGAAGAAAUGGAACUUCAGCCUGAACGUGAAACUGUGGAAUUUGAAAUUGCACCAUCACAAGAUGAAACAGUGGAAACAUUUAGGCAAACAAUCAAAAUCACACAAUUUACCAAAGAAGCUACAAAAGAGGAGAUAAUGCCAGAACAGCCUGAGAAAGUAUUUGCAGAAAUAGAUCAAAUUCAGUCUGAGGAAGUAGUUGAGGAAGAAGCCCAGCCUCAGCCAGUAAAGGAAGUUGUGGAAGUUAAAUUCAAACCACAACAGACCGUUGAGGAAGGAACCACUGUGGAAGAAACCCUUGAAGUAACCAAAGAUGUGGAAGAAAUUCCAGAAGAUGAAUUUCCAGAGGAAAGCUUCAAAGAGGAAAUUGAAAUACACCCUCAGCCUCAACCAGAAAAGGAAGUUGUAGAGAUUGAAUUCAAACCAGAACAGCCGGCUGAGGAAGAAAGUAGAUUUGAAGAGACAGUGGAAGUAACCAAAGAGUUGGAAGAAAUUCCAGAAGAUGAAGUUACUGAAGAAACUUUCAAAGAGGAAAUUGAAAUCCAACCACAGCCUCAACCAGAAGAAGAAGUUGUAGAGAUUGAAUUCAAACCGGAACAGCCUGCUGAGGAAGAAACUACCUUUGAAGAGACAGUGGAAGUAACCAAAGAGGUGGAAGAAAUUCCAGAAGAUGAAGUUACUCAAGAAACCCUCAAAGAGGAAAUUGAAAUCCAACCACAGCCUCAACCAGAAAAAGAAGUUGUAGAGAUUCAAUUCAAACCAGAACAGCCGGCUGAGGAAGAAAGUAGAUUUGAAGAGACAGUGGAAGUAACCAAAGAGGUGGAAGAAAUUCCAGAAGAUGAAGUUACUCAAGAAACCUUCAAAGAGGAAAUUGAAAUCCAACCACAGCCUCAACCAGAAGAAGAAGUUGUAGAGAUUGAAUUCAAACCGGAACAGCCUGCUGAGGAAGAAACUACCUUUGAAGAGACAGUGGAAGUAACCAAAGUGGUGGAAGAAAUUCCAGAAGAUGAAGUUACUCAUAAAACCUUCCAAGAGGAAAUUAAAAUCCAACAGCCUCAGCCAGAAAAGGACAUUGCAGAGAUUGAAUUCAUUCCAGAACAGCCUGCUGAGGAAGAAACUACCUUUGAAGAGACAGUGGAAGUAACCAAAGAGGUGGAAGAAAUUUUAGAAGAUGAAGUUACUCAAGAAACCCUCAAAGAGGAAAUUGAAAUCCAACCACAGCCUCAACCAGAAAAAGAAGUUGUAGAGAUUCAAUUCAAACCAGAAAAGCCUGCUGAGGAAGAAACCACUUUUGAACAAACGGUUGAGAUAACAAAAGAGAUUGAAGAAACAAUAGAUGGGGAGGAAGAAGGAACAUUUAAGGAAGAAACAGAACUUCAGCCUGAACGUGAAACUGUGGAAUUUGAAAUUGCACCAUCACAAGAUCAAACAAUGGAAAUAUUUAGGCAAACAAUCAAAAUCACACAAUUUACUGAAGAAGCUACAAAAGAGGAGAUAAUGCCAGAACAGCCUGAGAAAGUAUUUGAAGAAAUAGAUGAAACUCAACCUGAGAAAGUAGUUGAGGAAGAAGACCAGCUUCCAGGACAUGAAUUGCCAGAGAAAACUUUCAAGGAAGAAAUUCAAAUCCAACCACAGCCUCAGCCAAAGAAGGAUGUAACUGGUGAGGCUGAAUUUGAAGCGCCAGAGGAAGUGCAACCCUCAGAAAUUCAGGCUGAGGAAACAAAGCCAGAAGAGACACCUGAAAAAGUAACUGAAGUUUCUGCUGAACUUGAGGAAACGACAGAGGAUGUCACUGGUGAGGUUGAAUUUGAAGCACGCGAAGACCUGCAGCCAUCAGAAAUUGAGGCUCAGGAAACCAAAGCUAAACACACACCGGAAGAAAUAACUGAAGUGUCUCCUGAAAUUGAGGAAACGACAGAGGGUGUCAUUGGUGAGGUUGAAAUUAAAGUACCAGAGGAAGUGCAUCCCUCAGAAAUUGAGGCUAAAGAAACAAAGCCAGAAGAAACCCCGGAAGAAGUAUCUCAAGUUUCUGGUGAACUUGAGGAAACGCCAGAGGAUGUAACUGGUGAGGUCGAAUUUGAAGCGCCAGAAGAGGUGCAACCCUCAGAAAUUGAGGCUGAAGAAACAAAACCAGAGGAAACGCCAGAAGAAGUAACUGAAGUUUCUACUGAAAUUAAAGAAAUGACAGAGGAUGUAACUGGUGAGGUCGAAUUUGAAACACCAGAAGAAGUGCAACCCUCAGAAAUUGAGGCUGAAGAAACAAAGCCAGAAGAAACACCAGGAGAAGUAACUGUAGUUUCUGCUGAAAUUGAGGAAAUCAGAGGGGAUGUUAUUGGUGAGAUCGACAUUAAAGCAACAGAUAAAAUCCAGCCUUCGGUGAUGGAGGCUGAAGAAACAAAACCAAAAGAAACGCCUGAUGAAGUAACUGAAAUUUCUGCUGAAAUUGAGGAAACGACAGAGGAUAUAACUGGUGAGGUCGAAUUUGAAACACCAGAAGAUGUGCAGCCAUCAGAAAUUGAGGCUGAAGAAACAAAACCAGAUGAAACAACUGAAGAAGUAUCUGAAGUUACCGGUGAUAUUGUGGAAACGACAGAGGAUGUGACUGGUGAGGUCGAAUUUGAAGGACUAGAAGACGUGCAACCCUCAGAAAUUGAGGCUGAAGAAACAAAGCCAGAAGAGACACCUGAAGAAGUAACUAAGGUUUCUGCUGAACUUGAGGAAACCACAGAGGAUGUUAUUGGUGAGAUGGACAUUGAAGCAACAGAUAAAAUCCAGCCUUCGGUGAUGGAGGCUGAAGAAACAAAGCCAAAAGAAACACCAGAAGAAGUAACUGAAAUUUCUGCUGAAAUUGAGGAAACGACAGAGGAUGUAACUGGUGAGGUUGAAUUUGAAGCACCAGAAGAGGUACAACCCUCAGACAUUGAGGCUGAAGAAACAAAGCCGAAAGAAACACCAGAAGAAGUAGCUGAAGUUUCUGCUGGAAUUGAAGAAACGACAGAGGAUGUAACUGGUGAGGAUGAAUUUCAAUCGCCAGAAGAGGUGCAACCGUCUGAAAUUGAGGCUGAAGAAACAAAGCCAAAAGAAACACCAAGAGAAGUAACCGUAGUUUCUGCUGAACUUGAGGAAAUCUCAGGGGAUGCUAUUACUGAGAUCGACAUUGAAGCAACAGAUACAAUUCGGCCUUCGGUGAUGGAGGCUGAAGAAACAAAACCAAAAGAAACACCAGAAGAAGUAACUCAAGUUUCUGCUGGAUAUGAGGAAUCGACAGAGGAUGUAACUGGUGAGGUUGAAUUUGAAGCACCAGAAGAGGUACAAUCCUCAGAAAUUGAGGCUGGAGAAACAAAGCGAAAAGAAACACCAGAAGAAGUAACUGAAGUUUCUGCUGAACUUGAGGAAAUCACUGGGGAUGUUAUUGGUGAGAUGGACAUUAAAGCAACAGAUAAAAUCCAGCCUUCGGUGAUGGAGGCUGAGGAAACAAAACCAAAAGAAACACCAGAAGAAGUAACUGAAAUUUCUGCUGAAAUUGAGGAAACAACAGAGGAUGUAACUGGUUAUGUUGAAUUUGAAGCACCUGAAGAAGUGCAGCUAUCAGAAAUUGAAGCUGAAGAAACAAAACCAGAGGAAACGCCAGAAGAAGUAACUCAAGUUUCUACUGAAAUUAAAGAAACGACAGAGGAUUUAACUGGUGAGGUUGAAUUUGAAACACCAGAAGAAGUGCAGCCAUCAGAAAUUGAGGCUGAAGAAACAAAACCAGAUAAAACAACUGAAGAAACAGAGGAUGUGACUGGUGAGGUCGAAUUUGAAGGACUAGAAGACGUGGAACCCUCAGAAAUUGAGGCUGAAGAAAGAAAGGUAGAAGAAACACCAGAAGUAGUAACUGAAGUUUCUUCUGAAAUCAAAGAAACGACAGAGGAUUUAACUGGUGAGGUUGAAUUAGAAACACCAGAAGAAGUCCAGCCAUCAGAAAUUGAGGCUGAAGAAACAAAACCAGAUGAAACAACUGAAGAAGUAUCUGAAGUUUGCGCUGAUAUUGUGGAAAUGACAGAGGAUGUAACUGGUGAGGUCGAAUUUGAAACACCAGAAGAAGUGCAACCCUCAGAAAUUGAGGCUGAAAAAACAAAGCCAGAAGAAACACCAGGAGAAGUAACUGUAGUUUCUGCUGAAAUUGAGGAAAUCAGAGGGGAUGUUAUUGGUGAGAUCGACAUUAAAGCAACAGAUAAAAUCCAGCUUUCGGUGAUGGAGGCUGAAGAAACAAAACCAAAAGAAACACCAGAAGAAGUAACUCAAGUUUCUGCUGGAAUUCAGGAAAUGACAGAGGAUGUAACUGGUGAGGUCGAAUUUGAAGCACCAGAAGAGGUGCAACCCUCAGACAUUGAGGCUGAAGAAACAAAGCCAAAAGAAACACCAGAAGAAGUAACUCAAGUUUCUGCUGAAAUUGAGGAAACGACAGAGGAUGUAACUGGUGAGGUCGAAUAUGAAGCACCAGAAGAGGUGCAACCCACAGACAUUGAGGCUGAAGAAACAAAGCCAAAAGAAACACCAGAAGAAGUAACUCAAGUUUCUGCUGGAAUUGAGGAAACCACAGAGGAUGUAACUGAUGAGGUCGAAUUUGAAGCACCAGAAGAGGUGCAGCCAUCAGAAAUUGAGGCUAAAGAAACAAAGCCAAAAGAAACACCAGAAGAAGUAACUCAAGUUUCUGCUGGAAUUGAGGAAAUGACAGAGGAUGUAACUGGUGAGGUCGAAUUUGAAGCACCAGAAGAGGUACAGCCAACAGAAAUUGAGGCUGAAGAAACAAAACCAGAGGAAACGCCAGAAGAAGUAACUGAAGUUUCUACUGAAAUUAAAGAAACGACAGAGGAUGUGACUGGUGAGGUCGAAUUUGAAGGACUAGAAGACGUGCAACCCUCAGAAAUUGAGGCUGAAGAAACAAAGGUAGAAGAAACACCAGAAGUAGUAACUGAAGUUUCUGCUGAAAUCAAAGAAACGACAGAGGAUGUAUCUGGUGAGGUUGAAUUUGUAGCGCCAGAAGAGGUGCAACCCUCAGAAAUUGAGACUGAAGAAACACAGCCAGAAGAGACACCUGAAGAAGUAACUAAGGUUUCUGCUGAGUUUGAGGAAACCACAGAGGAUGUUAUUUGUGAGAUGGACAUUGAAGCAACAGAUAAAAUCCAGCCUUCGGUGAUGGAGGCUGAAGAAACAAAGCCAAAAGAAACACCAGAAGAAGUAACUCAAGUUUCUGCUGGAAUUGAGGAAACGACAGAGGAUGUAACUGGUGAGGUCGAAUUUGAAGCACCAGAAGAGGUGCAACCCUCAGACAUUGAGGCUGAAGAAACAAAGCCGAAAGAAACACCAGAAGAAGUAACUCAAGUUUCUGCUGGAAUUGAGCAAACGACAGAGGAUGUGACUGGUGAGGUGGAAUUUGAAGCACCAGAAGAGGUGCAACCCUCAGACAUUGAGGCUGAAGAAACAAAGCCAAAAGAAACACCAGAAGAAGUAACUCAAGUUUCUGCUGAAAUUGAGGAAACGACAGAGGAUGUGACUGGUGAGGUCGAAUUUGAAGCACCAGAAGAGGUGCAACCCUCAGACAUUGAGGCUGAAGAAACAAAGCCAAAAGAAACACCAGAAGAAGUAACUGAAGUUUCUACUGAAAUUAAAGAAAUGACAGAGGAUGUAACUGGUGAGGUUGAAUUUGUAGUGCCAGAAGAGGUGCAACCCUCAGAAAUUGAGACUGAAGAAACACAGCCAGAAGAGACACCUGAAGAAGUAACUAAGGUUUCUGCUGAGUUUGAGGAAACCACAGAGGAUGUUAUUGGCGAGAUGGACUUUGAAGCAACAGAUAAAAUCCAGCCUUCGGUGAUGGAGGCUGAAGAAACAAAGCCAAAAGAAACACCAGAAGAAGUAACUCAAGUUUCUGCUGGAAUUGAGGAAACGACAGAGGAUGUAACUGGUGAGGUCGAAUUUGAAGCACCAGAAGAGGUGCAACCCUCAGACAUUGAGGCUGAAGAAACAAAGCCGAAAGAAACACCAGAAGAAGUAACUCAAGUUUCUGCUGGAAUUGAGGAAACGACAGAGGAUGUGACUGGUGAGGUGGAAUUUGAAGCACCAGAAGAGGUGCAACCCUCAGACAUUGAGGCUGAAGAAACAAAGCCAAAAGAAACACCAGAAGAAGUAACUCAAGUUUCUGCUGAAAUUGAAGAAACGACAGAGGAUGUGACUGGUGAGGUCGAAUUUGAAGCACCAGAAGAGGUGCAACCCUCAGACAUUGAGGCUGAAGAAACAAAACCAAAAGAAACACCAGAAGAAGUAACUCAAGUUUCUACUGAAAUUAAAGAAACGACAGAGGAUUUAACUGGUGAGGUUGAAUUUGAAGCACCAGAAGAGGUGCAACCCUCAGAAAUUGAGGCUGAAGAAACAAAGCCAGAAGAAACACCAGGAGAAGUAACUGUAGUUUCUGCUGAAAUUGAGGAAAUCAGAGGGGAUGUUAUUGGUGAGAUCGACAUUAAAGCAACAGAUAAAAUCCAGCCUUCGGUGAUAAAGGCUGAAGAAACAAAACCAGAAGAAACGCCUGAUGAAGUAACUGAAAUUUCUGCUGAACUUGAGGAAACAACAGAGGAUGUAACUGGUGAGGUCGAAUUUGAAACACCAGAAGAAGUGCAGCCAUCAGAAAUUGAGGCUGAAGAAACAAAACCAGAUGAAACAACUGAAGAAGUAUCUGAAGUUUCCGCUGAUAUUGUGGAAAUGACAGAGGAUGUAACUGGUGAGGUCGAAUUUGAAACACCAGAAGAAGUGCAACCCUCAGAAAUUGAGGCUGAAGAAACAAAGCUAGAAGAAACACCAGGAGAAGUAACUGAAGUUUCUGCUGAAAUUGAGGAAAUCAGAGGGGAUGUUAUUGGUGAGAUCGACAUUAAAGCAACAGAUAAAAUCCAGCCUUCGGUGAUGGAGGCUGAAGAAACAAAACCAAAAGAAACGCCUGAUGAAGUAACUGAAAUUUCUGCUGAAAUUGAGGAAACGACAGAGGAUGUAACUGGUGAGGUCGAAUUUGAAACACCAGAAGAAGUGCAGCCAUCAGAAAUUGAGGCUGAAGAAACAAAACCAGAUGAAACAACUGAAGAAGUAUCUGAAGUUUCCGCUGAUAUUGUGGAAACGACAGAGGAUGUGACUGGUGAGGUCGAAUUUGAAGGACUAGAAGACGUGCAACCCUCAGACAUUGAGGCUGAAGAAACAAAGCCAAAAGAAACACCAGAAGAAGUAACUCAAGUUUCUGCUGAAAUUGAGGAAACGACAGAGGAUGUGACUGGUGAGGUCGAAUUUGAAGCACCAGAAGAGGUGCAACCCUCAGACAUUGAGGCUGAAGAAACAAAGCCAAAAGAAACACCAGAAGAAGUAACUCAAGUUUCUACUGAAAUUAAAGAAACGACAGAGGAUUUAACUGGUGAGGUUGAAUUUGAAGCACCAGAAGAGGUGCAACCCUCAGAAAUUGAGGCUGAAGAAACAAAGCCAGAAGAAACACCAGGAGAAGUAACUGUAGUUUCUGCUGAAAUUGAGGAAAUCAGAGGGGAUGUUAUUGGUGAGAUCGACAUUAAAGCAACAGAUAAAAUCCAGCCUUCGGUGAUGGAGGCUGAAGAAACAAAACCAGAAGAAACGCCUGAUGAAGUAACUGAAAUUUCUGCUGAACUUGAGGAAACAACAGAGGAUGUAACUGGUGAGGUCGAAUUUGAAACACCAGAAGAAGUGCAGCCAUCAGAAAUUGAGGCUGAAGAAACAAAACCAGAUGAAACAACUGAAGAAGUAUCUGAAGUUUCCGCUGAUAUUGUGGAAAUGACAGAGGAUGUAACUGGUGAGGUCGAAUUUGAAACACCAGAAGAAGUGCAACCCUCAGAAAUUGAGGCUGAAGAAACAAAGCCAGAAGAAACACCAGGAGAAGUAACUGAAGUUUCUGCUGAAAUUGAGGAAAUCAGAGGGGAUGUUAUUGGUGAGAUCGACAUUAAAGCAACAGAUAAAAUCCAGCCUUCGGUGAUGGAGGCUGAAGAAACAAAACCAAAAGAAACGCCUGAUGUAGUAACUGAAAUUUCUGCUGAAAUUGAGGAAACGACAGAGGAUGUGACUGGUGAGGUCGAAUAUGAAACACCAGAAGAAGUGCAGCCAUCAGAAAUUGAGGCUGAAGAAACAAAACCAGAUGAAACAACUGAAGAAGUAUCUGAAGUUUCCGCUGAUAUUGUGGAAACGACAGAGGAUGUGACUGGUGAGGUCGAAUUUGAAGGACUAGAAGACGUGCAACCCUCAGACACUGAGGCUGAAGAAACAAAGCCAAAAGAAACACCAGAAGAAGUAACUCAAGUUUCUGCUGGAAUUGAGGAAAUGACAGAGGAUGUAACUGGUGAGGUCGAAUUUGAAGCACGAGAAGAGAUGCAGCCAUCAGAAAUUGAGGCUGAGGAAAUAAAGGCAGAGGAAACACCAGAAGAAGUAACUCAAGUUCCUGCUGGAAUUGAGGAAACGACAGAGGAUGUGACUGGUGAGGUCGAAUUUGAAGCACCAGAAGAUUUGCAACCCUCAGACAUUGAGGCUGAAGAAACAAAGCCAAAAGAAACACCAGAAGAAGUAACUCAAGUUUCUGCUGAAAUUGAGGAAACGACAGAGGAUGUGACUGGUGAGGUCGAAUUUGAAGCACCAGAAGAGGUGCAACCCUCAGACAUUGAGGCUGAAGAAACAAAGCCUAAAGAAACACCAGAAGAAGUAACUCAAGUUUCUGCUGGAAUUGAGGAAAUGACGGAGGAUGUAACUGGUGAGUUCGAAUUUGAAGCACCAGAAGAGGUACAGCCAUCAGAAAUUGAGGCUGAAGAAACAAAACCAGAGGAAACGCCAGAAGAAGUGACCCAAGUUUCUGUUGAAAUUAAAGAAACGACAGAGGAUGUAACUGGUGAGGUUGAAUUUGAAACACAAGGAGAAGUGCAACCGUCCGAAAUUGAGGCUGAAGAAACAAAGCCAAAAGAAACACCAAGAGAAGUAACUGUAGUUUCUGCUGAACUUGAGGAAACCCCAGGGGAUGUAACUGGUGAGAUCGACAUUGAAGCAACAGAUAAAAUCCAACCUUCGGUGAUGGACGCUGAAGAAACAAAACCAAAACAAACACCAGAAGAAGUAACUGAAAUUUCUGCUGACAUUGAGGAAUUGAUAGAGGAUGUAACUGGUGAUGUUGAAUUAGAAGCACCAGAAGAGGUACAACCCUCAGACAUUGAGGCUGAAGAAACAAAGCCAAAAGAAACACCAGAAGAAGUAUCUGAAGUUUUCGCUGAUAUUGUGGCAACGGCAGAGGGUGUAACUGGGGAGGUUGAAUUUGAAGCGCCAGAAGGAGUGCAGCCAUCAGAAAUUGAGGCUGAGGAAAUAAAGGCAGAGGAAACACCAGAAGAAAUAACUGAAGUUUCUGCUGAAAUUAAAGAAACGGCAGAGGGUGUAACUGGGGAGGUUGAAUUUGAAGCGCCAGAAGAAGUGGAGCCAUCAGAAAUUGAGGCUGAGGAAAUAAAGGCAGAGGAAACACCAGAAAAAGUAACUGAAGUUUCUGCUGAAAUUAAAGAAACCACAGAGGAUGUAACUGGUGAGGUUGAAUUUCAAGCACCAAAAGAGGUGCAACCCUCAGAAAUUGAGGUUGAAGAAACAAAGUCGGACGAAACCACUGAGCAAAUAACAGAAGUUUGUGCUGAAAUUGAGGAAAAGACUGAUGUAACUGGUGAGGUCGAAUUUGAAGCGCCAGAUGAGGUGCAACCCUCAGAAAUUGAGGCUGAAGAAACAAAGCAAGAAGAGACACCUGAAGAAAUAACUGAAGUUUCUGCUGAACUUGAGGAAAUCACAGGCGAUGUUAUUGGUGAGAUCGACAUUGAAGCAAUCCAGCUUUCGGUGAUAGAGGCUGAAGGAACAAAGCCAGAAGAAACACCAGAAGAAGUAACUGAAAUUUCUGCUGAAAUUGAGGACACGACAGCGGAUGUGACUUGUGAGGUUGCAUUUGAAGCACCACAAGACGUGCAACCCUCAGAAAUUGAAGCUGAAGAGACAAUGGCAGAAGAAAUAAGUGAUGAAUUAUCUGAAGUUUCCUCUAAAAUUGUGGAAUCGACUGAGGAUGUAACUGGUGAGGUCGAAUUUGAAGCGCCACAACAGGUGCAACCGUCAGAAAUUGAGGCUGAAGACACAAAGACAGAAAAAACACCUGAAGAAGUAACUAAAGUUUCCACUGAACUUGAGGAAGUCACAGCAGAUAUUAGUGGUGAGAUCGACAUUGAAGCAACAGAUAAAAUCCAGCCUUCGGUGAUGGAGGCUGAAGAAACAAAACCAGCAAUAACACCUGAAGAAGUAACCGAAGUUUCUACUGAAAUUGAGGAAACGACAGAAAAUGUAAUUGUUGACGUUGACUUUGAAGCAACCAAGGAAAUCAAACCCUCACAAAUUGAGGCUGAAGAAACAAAACCAGAAGGAUCACCCAAAGAAAUAAGUGAAGUUUCUGCUGAUAUUGUGGACUUUACAGAGGAUGUAUGUGGUGAGGUUGAAUUUCAUGUACCAGAAGACGUGCAGCCUUCAGAAAUAGAGACUGAGGAAACAAGGCGAGAAGAAACACAUAAGGAAGUAACUGAAGUUUCUGUCGGACUUGAGGAAACGACAGAGGAUGUAACUGGUGAGGCUGAAUUUGAAGCACCAGAGAAAGUCCAACCCUCAGAAAUUCAACCUGAAGAAACAAAACGGAAAGAAACAACUGAAGAAGUAUCUGAAGUUUCCGCUGAUAUUGUGCAAACGACAGAGGAUGUAACUGGCGAGCUUGAAGGUCAAGAGGACGUGCUACCCUCAGAAAUUGAGGCUGAAGAAACAAAACCAGUAGACACACGUGAAGAAGUAACUGAAGUUUCUGUCGAAACUGAGGCAGCAACAGAGGAUAUAACUGGUGAUUCUGACUUUGGAGCAACUGAGGAAAUCUACCCCUCACAAACUGAGGUUGAAAAAUCAAAGCCAGAAGAAACACCUGAAGACGUAACUGAAGUUUCAUCUGAAAUUGAGGAAAAGGAGCAAAUAGAGGCUGCAGUUGAGGUAGAAUUGGAAGGAGAUGAAGAAGUUGAAGCUGAGUUAGAGGUAUCUCCUCAUAUUGGUGGCUUACCUGAAGCUGAGGAAUCUGCACAAGAGGCCGAGCUAGAGGUAACACCGGUGAAACAACCUGAAAUCAAACGUGAAGUGGAAGGAGAAGAUGUGGUUGAAGAAUUGCAGCCUGAAGCUUCACUUGAAGAAGCAGAGAUUAUAACAGAGGCAGAAGUGGAAACUGAGGCUGAUGUUUUAUGUAAAGAAGAAAGCGAAGUUGAGGAAGUAGAAGCUGAUAUAGACUUCCCCGCAAAGGAGGAAAUAGAGGCUGAAGUUGAGGUGGAAUCGGAAGGAGAGGAAGAAGUUGAAGCUGAGUUAGAGGUAUCUCCUGAUAUUGGUGCCUUACCUGAAGCUGAGGAAUCUGCACAAGAGGCCGAGCUAGAUGUAACACCGGUGAAACAACCUGAAAUUAAACGUGAAGUGGAAAAAGAUGUGGUUGAAGAAUUGCAGCCUGAAGCUUCACUUGAAAAAGCAGAGAUUAUAACAGAGGAAGAAGUGGAAACUGAGGCUGAUGUUUUAUCUAAAGAAGAAAGCGAAGUUGAGGAAGUAGAAGCUGAUAUAGACUUCCCCGCAAAGGAGGACAUAGAGGCUGAAGUUGAGGUGGAAUCGGAAGGAGAGGAAGAAGUUGAAGCUGAGUUAGAUAUAUCUCCUGAUAUUGGUGGCUUACCUGAAGCUGAGGAAUCUGCACAAGAGGCCGAGCUAGAUGUAACACCGGUGAAACAACCUGAAAUCAAACGUGAAGUGGAAGGAGAAGAUGUGAUUGAAGAAUUGCAGCCUGAAGCUUCACUUGAAGAAGGCACACUUGAAAAAGCAGAGAUUAUGACAGAGGCAGAAGUAGAUACUGAGACUGAUAUUUUAUCUCAAGAAGAAAGCGGAGUUGAGGAAGUAGAGGCUGAUAUAGACUUCCCCGCAAAGGAGGAAAUAGAGGCUGAAGUUGAGGUAGAAUCGGAAGGAGAGGAAGAAGUUGAAGCUGAGUUAGAUGUAUCUCCUCAUAUUGGUGCCUUACCUGAAGCUGAGGAAUCUGCACAAGAGGCCGAGCUAGAUGUAACACCGGUGAAACAACCUGAAAUCAAACGUGAAGUGGAAGGAGAAGAUGUGGUUGAAGAAUUGCAGCCUGAAGCUUCACUUGAAAAAGCAGAGAUUAUAACAGAGGAAGAAGUGGAAACUGAGGCUGAUGUUUUAUCUAAAGAAGAAAGCGAAGUUGAGGAAGUAGAAUCUGAUAUAGACUUCCCCGCAAAGGAGGAAAUAGAGGCUGAAGUUGAUGUGGAAUCGGAAGGAGAGGAAGAAGUUGAAGCUGAGUUAGAGGUAUCUCCUCAUAUUGGUGCCUUACCUGAAGCUGAGGAAUCUGCACAAGAGGCCGAGCUAGAUGUAACACCGGUGAAACAACCUGAAAUCAAACGUGAAGUGGAAGGAGAAGAUGUGGUUGAAGAAUUGCAGCCUGAAGCUUCACUUGAAAAAGCAGAGAUUAUAACAGAGGAAGAAGUGGAAACUGAGGCUGAUGUUUUAUCUGAAGUAGAAAGCGAAGUUGAGGAAGUAGAAGCUGAUAUAGACUUCCCCGCAAAGGAGGAAAUAGAGGCUGAAGUUGAGGUAGAAUCGGAAGGAGAGGAAGAAGUUGAAGCUGAGUUAGAUGUAUCUCCUCAUAUUGGUGGCUUACCUGAAGCUGAGGAAUCUGCACAAGAGGCCGAGCUAGAUGUAACACCGGUAAAGCAACCUGAAAUCAAACGUGAAGUGGAAGAAGAAGAUGUGGUUGAAGAAUUGCAGCCUGAAGCUUCACUUGAAGAAGACACACUUGAAAAAGCAGAGAUUAUACCAGAGGAAGAAGUGGAAACUGAGGCUGAUGUUUUAUCUGAAGUAGAAAGCGGAGUUGAGGAAGUAGAGGCUGAUAUAGACUUCCCCGCAAAGGAGGAAAUAGCGGCUGAAGAUGAGGUAGAAUCGGAAGGAGAGGAAGAAGUUGAAGCUGAGUUAGAGGUAUCUCCUGAUAUUGGUGGCUUACCUGAAGCUGAGGAAUCUGCACAAGAGGCCGAGCUAGUUGUAACAGAUGUGGUUGAAGAAUUGCAGCCUGAAGCUUCACUUGAAGAAGCAGAGAUUAUAACAGAGGCAGAAGUGGAAACUGAGGCUGAUGUUUUAUCUAAAGAAGAAAGCGAAGUUGAGGAAGUAGAAACUGAUAUAGACUUCCCCGCAAAGGAGGAAAUAGAGGCUGAAGUUGAUGUGGAAUCGGAAGGAGAGGAAGAAGUUGAAGCUGAGUUAGAUGUAUCUCCUGAUAUUGGUGGCUUACCUGAAGCUGAGGAAUCUGCACAAGAGGCCGAGCUAGAUGUAACACCGGUGAAACAACCUGAAAUCAAACGUGAAGUGGAAGGAGAAGAUGUGAUUGAAGAAUUGCAGCCUGAAGCUUCACUUGAAGAAGACACACUUGAAAAAGCAGAGAUUAUGACAAAAGAAGAAGUGGAAACUGAGGCUGAUGUUUUAUCUGAAGAAGAAAGCGGAGUUGAGGAAGUAGAGGCUGAUAUAGACUUCCCCGCAAAGGAGGAAAUAGAGGCUGAAGUUGAGGUGGAAUCGGAAGGAGAGGAAGAAGUUGAAGCUGAGUUAGAGGUAUCUCCUCAUAUUGGUGCCUUACCUGAAGCUGAGGAAUCUGCACAAGAGGCCGAGCUAGAUGUAACCCCGGUGAAACAACCUGAAAUCAAACGUGAAGUGGAAGGAGGAGAUGUGGUUGAAGAAUUGCAGCCUGAAGCUUCACUUGAAAAAGCAGAGAUUAUGACAGAGGAAGAAGUGGAAACUGAGGCUGAUGUUUUAUCUGAAGUAGAAAGCGGAGUUGAGGAAGUAGAGGCUGAUAUAGACUUCCCCGCAAAGGAGGAAAUAGCGGCUGAAGUUGAGGUAGAAUCGGAAGGAGAGGAAGAAGUUGAAGCUGAGUUAGAUGUAUCUCCUGAUAUUGGUGGCUUACCUGAAGCUGAGGAAUCUGCACAAGAGGCCGAGCUAGAUGUAACACCGGUGAAACAACCUGAAAUUAAACGUGAAGUGGUAGAAGAUGUGGUUGAAGAAUUGCAGCCUGAAGCUUCACUUGAAAAAGCAGAGAUUAUAACAGAGGAAGAAGUGGAAACUGAGGCUGAUGUUUUAUCUAAAGAAGAAAGCGAAGUUGAGGAAGUAGAAGCUGAUAUAGACUUCCCCACAAAGGAGGACAUAGAGGCUGAAGUUGAGGUGGAAUCGGAAGGAGAGGAAGAAGUUGAAGCUGAGUUAGAUGUAUCUCCUGAUAUUGGUGGCUUACCUGAAGCUGAGGAAUCUGCACAAGAGGCCGAGCUAGAUGUAACACCGGUGAAACAACCUGAAAUUAAACGUGAAGUGGAAGAAGAUGUGGUUGAAGAAUUGCAGCCUGAAGCUUCACUUGAAAAAGCAGAGAUUAUAACAGAGGAAGAAGUGGAAACUGAGGCUGAUGUUUUAUCUAAAGAAGAAAGCGAAGUUGAGGAAGUAGAAGCUGAUAUAGACUUCCCCGCAAAGGAGGACAUAGAGGCUGAAGUUGAGGUGGAAUCGGAAGGAGAGGAAGAAGUUGAAGCUGAGUUAGAGGUAUCUCCUGAUAUUGGUGCCUUACCUGAAGCUGAGGAAUCUGCACAAGAGGCCGAGCUAGAUGUAACCCCGGUGAAACAACCUGAAAUCAAACGUGAAGUGGAAGGAGAAGAUGUGGUUGAAGAAUUGCAGCCUGAAGCUUCACUUGAAAAAGCAGAGAUUAUGACAGAGGAAGAAGUGGAAACUGAGGCUGAUGUUUUAUCUGAAGUAGAAAGCGGAGUUGAGGAAGUAGAGGCUGAUAUAGACUUCCCCGCAAAGGAGGAAAUAGAGGCUGAAGUUGGUGUGGAAUCGGAAGGAGAGGAAGAAGUUGAAGCUGAGUUAGAGGUAUCUCCUCAUAUUGGUGGCUUACCUGAAGCUGAGGAAUCUGCACAAGAGGCCGAGCUAGAUGUAACACCGGUGAAACAACCUGAAAUCAAACGUGAAGUGGAAGAAGAAGAUGUGGUUGAAGAAUUGCAGCCUGAAGCUUCACUUGAAGAAGGCACACUUGAAAAAGCAGAGAUUAUAACAGAGGAAGAAGUAGAUACUGAGACUGAUGUUUUAUCUGAAGUAGAAAGCGGAAUUGAGGAAGUAGAAGCUGAUAUAGACUUCCCCGCAAAGGAGGAAAUAGAGGCUGAAGUUGAGGUGGAAUCGGAAGGAGAGGAAGAAGUUGAAGCUGAGUUAGAGGUAUCUCCUCAUAUUGGUGCCUUACCUGAAGCUGAGGAAUCUGCACAAGAGGCCGAGCUAGAUGUAACACCGGUGAAACAACCUGAAAUGAAACGUAAAGUGGAAGGAGAAGAUGUGGUUGAAGAAUUGCAGCCUGAAGCUUCACUUGAAGAACAUACACUUGAAAAAGCAGAGAUUAUGACAGAGGAAGAAAUAGAAACUGAGGCUGAUGUUUUAUCUGAAGUAGAAAGCGGAGUUGAGGAAGUAGAGGCUGAUAUAGACUUCCCUGCAAAGGAGGAAAUAGAGGCUGAAGUUGAGGUGGAAUCGGAAGGAGAGGAAGAAGUUGAAGCUGAGUUAGAUGUAUCUCCUGAUAUUGGUGCCUUACCUGAAGCUGAGGAAUCUGCACAAGAGGCCGAGCUAGAUGUAACACCGGUGAAACAACCUGAAAUGAAACGUGAAGUGGAAGGAGAAGAUGUGGUUGAAGAAUUGCAGCCUGAAGCUUCACUUGAAGAAGCAGAGAUUAUAACAGAAGCAGAAGUGGAGACUGAGGCUGAUGUUUUAUCUAAAGAAGAAAGCGAAGUUGAGGAAGUAGAAGCUGAUAUAGACUUCCCCGCAAAGGAGGAAAUAGAGGCUGAAGUUGAGGUGGAAUCGGAAGGAGAGGAAGAAGUUGAAGCUGAGUUAGAUGUAUCUCCUCAUAUUGGUGGCUUACCUGAAGCUGAGGAAUCUGCACAAGAGGCCGAGCUAGAUGUAACCCCGGUGAAACAACCUGAAAUUAAACGUGAAGUGGAAGGAGAAGAUGUGGUUGAAGAAUUGCAGCCUGAAGCUUCACUUGAAGAAGACACACUUGAAGAAGCAGAGAUUUUGACAAAGGAAGAAGUGGAAACUGUAUCUGGUGUUUUAUCUGAAGAAGAAAGCGGAGUUGAGGAAGUAGAAGCUGAUACAGACUUCCCCGCAAUGGAGGAAAUAGAGGCUGAAGUUGAGGUGGAAUCGGAAGGAGAGGAAGAAGUUGAAGCUGAGUUAGAUGUAUCUCCUCAUAUUGGUGGCUUACCUGAAGCUGAGGAAUCUGCACAAGAGGCCGAGCUAGAUGUAACACCGGUGAAACAACCUGAAAUCAAACGUGAAGUGGAAGGAGAUGUGGUUGAAGAAUUGCAGCCUGAAGCUUCACUUGAAGAAGCAGAGAUUAUAACAGAGGAAGAAGUGGAAACUGUAUCUGAUGUUUUAUCUGAAGUAGAAAGCGAAGUUGAGGAAGUAGAAGCUGAUGUAGACUUCCCCGCAAAGGAGGAAAUAGAGGCUGAAGUUGGGGUGGAAUCGGAAGGAGAGGAAGAAGUUGAAGCUGAGUUAGAUGUAUCUCCUCAUGUUGGUGGCUUACCUGAAGCUGAGGAAUCUGCACAAGAGGCCGAGCUAGAUGUAACACCGGUGAAACAACCUGAAAUCAAGCGUGAAGUGGAAGGAGAAGACGUGAUUGAAGAAUUGCAGCCUGAAGCUUCACUUGAAGAAGGCACACUUGAAGAAGCAGAGAUUUUGACAAAGGAAGAAGUGGAAAUUGUAUCUGGUGUUUUGUCUGAAGAAGAAAUCGGAGUUGAGGAAGUAGAAGUUGAUUUAGACUUCACCGCAAAGGAGGAAAUAGAGGCUGAAGUUGAGGUGGAAUCAGAAGGAGAGGAAGAAGUUGAAGCUGAGUUAGAUGUAUCUCCUCAUAUUGGUGGCUUACCUGAAGCUGAGGAAUCUGCACAAGAGGCCGAGCUAGAUGUAACACCAGUGAAACAACCUGAAAUCAAACGUGAAGUGGAAGGAGAAGAUGUGGUUGAAGAAUUGCAGCCUGAAGCUUCACUUGAAGAAGCAGAGAUUAUAACAGAUGAAGAAGUGGAAACUGAGGCUGAUGUUUUAUCUGAAGUAGAAAGCGAAGUUGAGGAAGUAGAAGCUGAUAUAGACUUCCCCACAAAGGAGGACAUAGAGGCUGAAGUUGAGGUGGAAUCGGAAGGAGAGGAAGAAGUUGAAGCUGAGUUAGAGGUAUCUCCUCAUAUUGGUGCCUUACCUGAAGCUGAGGAAUCUGCACAAGAGGCCGAGCUAGAUGUAACACCGGUGAAACAACCUGAAAUCAAACGUGAAGUGGAAGGAGAUGUGGUUGAAGAAUUGCAGCCUGAAGCUUCACUUGAAGAAGCAGAGAUUAUAACAGAGGAAGAAGUCGAAACUGUAUCUGAUGUUUUAUCUGAAGUAGAAAGCGAAGUUGAGGAAGUAGAAGCUGAUGUAGACUUCCCCGCAAAGGAGGAAAUAGAGGCUGAAGUUGGGGUGGAAUCGGAAGGAGAGGAAGAAGUUGAAGCUGAGUUAGAUGUAUCUCCUCAUGUUGGUGGCUUACCUGAAGCUGAGGAAUCUGCACAAGAGGCCGAGCUAGAUGUAACACCGGUGAAACAACCUGAAAUCAAGCGUGAAGUGGAAGGAGAAGACGUGAUUGAAGAAUUGCAGCCUGAAGCUUCACUUGAAGAAGGCACACUUGAAGAAGCAGAGAUUUUGACAAAGGAAGAAGUGGAAACUGUAUCUGGUGUUUUGUCUGAAGAAGAAAUCGGAGUUGAGGAAGUAGAAGUUGAUUUAGACUUCACCGCAAAGGAGGAAAUAGAGGCUGAAGUUGAGGUGGAAUCAGAAGGAGAGGAAGAAGUUGAAGCUGAGUUAGAUGUAUCUCCUCAUAUUGGUGGCUUACCUGAAGCUGAGGAAUCUGCACAAGAGGCCGAGCUAGAUGUAACACCAGUGAAACAACCUGAAAUCAAACGUGAAUUGGAAGGAGAAGAUGUGGUUGAAGAAUUGCAGCCUGAAGCUUCUCUUGAAGAAGCAGAGAUUAUAACAGAGGAAGAAGUGGAAACUGAGGCUGAUGUUUUAUCUGAAGUAGAAAGCGAAGUUGAGGAAGUAGAAGCUGAUAUAGACUUCCCCGCAAAGGAGGACAUAGAGGCUGAAGUUGAUGUGGAAUCGGAAGGAGAGGAAGAAGUUGAAGCUGAGUUAGAGGUAUCUCCUCAUAUUGGUGCCUUACCUGAAGCUGAGGAAUCUGCACAAGAGGCCGAGCUAGAUGUAACACCGGUGAAACAACCUGAAAUCAAACGUGAAGUGGAAGGAGAUGUGGUUGAAGAAUUGCAGCCUGAAGCUUUACUUGAAGAAGACACACUUGAAAAAGCAGAGAUUAUAACAGAGGAAGAAGUGGAAACUGAGGCUGAUGUUUUAUCUGAAGAAGAAAGCGGAGUUGAGGAAGUAGAGGCUGAUAUAGACUUCCCCGCAAAGGAGGAAAUAGAGGCUGAAGUUGAUGUGGAAUCGGAAAGAGAGGAUGAAGUUGAAGCUGAGUUAGAUGUAUCUCCUCAUAUUGGUGGCUUACCUGAAGCUGAGGAAUCUGCACAAGAGGCCGAGCUAGAUGUAACACCAGUGAAACAACCUGAAAUCAAACGUGAUGUGGAAGAUGUGGUUGAAGAAUUGCAGCCUGAAGCUUCACUAGAAGAAGACACACUUGAAAAAGCAGAGAUUAUGACAGAGGAAGAAGUGGAAACUGAGGCUGAUGUUUUAUCUGAAGUAGAAAGCGGAGUUGAGGAAGUAGAGGCUGAUAUAGACUUCCCCGCAAAGGAGGAAAUAGAGGCUGAAGUUGAGGUAGAAUCGGAAGGAGAGGAAGAAGUUGAAGCUGAGUUAGAUGUAUCUCCUCAUAUUGGUGGCUUACCUGAAGCUGAGGAAUCUGCACAAGAGGCCGAGCUAGAUGUAACACCGGUAAAACAACCUGAAAUCAAACAUGAAGUGGAAGAAGAAGAUGUGGUUGAAGAAUUGCAGCCUGAAGCUUCACUUGAAGAAGACACACUUGAAAAAGCAGAGAUUAUGACAGAGGAAGAAGUAGAAAUUAAGGCUGAUGUUUUAUCUGAAGUAGAAAGCGGAGUUGAGGAAGUAGAGGCUGAUAUAGACUUCCCCGCAAAGGAGGAAAUAGAGGCUGAAGUUGAGGUAGAAUCGGAAGGAGAGGAAGAAGUUGAAGCUGAGUUAGAUGUAUCUCCUGAUAUUGGUGGCUUACCUGAAGCUGAGGAAUCUGCACAAGAGGCCGAGCUAGAUGUAACACCGGUGAAACAACCUGAAAUGAAACGUGAAGUGGAAGGAGAUGUGGUUGAAGAAUUGCAGCCUGAAGCUUCACUUGAAAAAGCAGAGAUUAUAACAGAGGAAGAAGUGGAAACUGUAUCUGAUGUUUUAUCUGAAGUAGAAAGCGAAGUUGAGGAAGUAGAAGCUGAUGUAGACUUCACCGCAAAGGAGGAAAUAGAGGCUGAAGUUGAGGUAGAAUCGGAAGGAGAGGAAGAAGUUGAAGCUGAGUUAGAGGUAUCUCCUCAUAUUGGUGGCUUACCUGAAGCUGAGGAAUCUGCACAAGAGGCCGAGCUAGAUGUAACACCGGUAAAACAACCUGAAAUCAAACGUGAAGUGGAAGAAGAAGAUGUGGUUGAAGAAUUGCAGCCUGAAGCUUCACUUGAGGAAGACACACUUGAAAAAGCAGAGAUUAUGACAGAAGAAGAAGUGGAAACUGAGGCUGAUGUUUUAUCUGAAGAAGAAAGCGGAGUUGAGGAAGUAGAAGCUGAUAUAGACUUCCCCGCAAAGGAGGAAAUAGAGGCUGAAGUUGAGGUGGAAUCGGAAGGAGAGGAAGAAGUUGAAGCUGUGUUAGAUGUAUCUCCUCAUAUUGGUGGCUUACCUGAAGCUGAGGAAUCUGCACAAGAGGCCGAGCUAGAUGUAACACCGGUGAAACAACCUGAAAUCAAACGUGAAGUGGAAGAAGAAGAUGUGGUUGAAGAAUUGCAGCCUGAAGCUUCACUUGAAGAAGACACACUUGAAAAAGCAGAGAUUAUGACAGAGGAAGAAGUGGAAACUGAGGCUGAUGUUUUAUCUGAAGUAGAAAGCGGAGUUGAGGAAGUAGAGGCUGAUAUAGACUUCCCCGCAAAGGAGGAAAUAGAGGCUGAAGUUGAGGUAGAAUCGGAAGGAGAGGAAGAAGUUGAAGCUGAGUUAGAUGUAUCUCCUCAUAUUGGUGGCUUACCUGAAGCUGAGGAAUCUGCACAAGAGGCCGAGCUAGAUGUAACACCGGUAAAGCAACCUGAAAUCAAACGUGAUGUGGAAGAAGAAGAUGUGGUUGAAGAAUUGCAGCCUGAAGCUUCACUUGAAGAAGACACACUUGAAAAAGCAGAGAUUAUGACAGAGGAAGAAAUAGAAAGUGAGGCUGAUGUUUUGUCUGAAGAAGAAAGCGGAGUUGAGGAAGUAGAAGUUGAUUUAGACUUCACCGCAAAGGAGGAAAUAGAGGCUGAAGUUGAGGUGGAAUCGGAAGGAGAGGGAGAAGUUGAAGCUGAGUUAGAUGUAUCUCCUCAUGUUGGUGGCUUACCCGAAGCUGAGGAAUCUGCACAAGAGGCCGAGCUAGAUGUAACCCCGGUGAAACAACCUGAAAUCAAACGUGAAGUGGAAGGAGAAGAUGUGGUUGAAGAAUUGCAGCCUGAAGCUUCACUUGAAGAAGCAGAGAUUAUAACAGAGGAAGAAGUGGAAACUGAGGCUGAUGUUUUAUCUGAAGUAGAAAACGAAGUUGAGGAAGUAGAAGCUGAUAUAGACUUCCCCACAAAGGAGGAAAUAGAGGCUGAAGUUGAUGUGGAAUCGGAAGGAGAGGAAGAAGUUGAAGCUGAGUUAUAUGUAUCUCCUGAUAUUGGUGGCUUACCUGAAGCUGAGGAAUCUGCACAAGAGGCCGAGCUAGAUGUAACACCGGUGAAACAACCUGAAGUCAAACGUGAAGUGGAAGGAGAAGAUGUGGUUGAAGAAUUGCAGCCUGAAGCUUCACUUGAAGAAGCAGAGAUUAUAACAGAGGAAGAAGUGGAAACUGUAUCUGAUGUUUUAUCUGAAGAAGAAAGCGGAGUUGAGGAAGUAGAAGCUGAUGUAGACUUCCCCACAAAGGAGGAAAUAGAGGCUGAAGUUGAGGUAGAAUCGGAAGGAGAGGAAGAAGUUGAAGCUGAGUUAGAUGUAUCUCCUCAUAUUGGUGGCUUACCUGAAGCUGAGGAAUCUGCACAAGAGGCCGAGCUAGAUGUAACACCGGUAAAACAACCUGAAAUCAAACGUGAAGUGGAAGAAGAAGAUGUGGUUGAAGAACUGCAGCCUGAAGCUUCACUUGAAGAAGACACACUUGAAAAAGCAGAGAUUAUAACAGAGGAAGAAGUGGAAACUGUAUCUGAUGUUUUAUCUGAAGAAGAAAGCAGAGUUGAGGAAGUAGAGGCUGAUAUAGACUUCCCCGCAAAGGAGGACAUAGAGGCUGAAGUUGGGGUGGAAUCGGAAGGAGAGGAAGAAGUUGAAGCUGAGUUAGAUGUAUCUCCUCAUAUUGGUGGCUUACCUGAAGCUGAGGAAUCUGCACAAGAGGCCGAGCUAGAUGUAACACCGGUAAAACAACCUGAAAUGAAACGUGAAGUGGAAGGAGAAGAUGUGGUUGAAGAAUUGCAGCCUGAAGCUUCACUUGAAGAAGACACACUUGAAAAAGCAGAGAUUAUGACAGAGGAAGAAGUAGAAAUUAAGGCUGAUGUUUUAUCUGAAGAAGAAAGCGUAGUUGAGGAAGUAGAGGCUGAUAUAGACUUCCCCGCAAAGGAGGAAAUAGAGGCUGAAGUUGGUGUGGAAUCGGAAGGAGAGGAAGAAGUUGAAGCUGAGUUAGAGGUAUCUCCUCAUAUUGGUGGCUUACCUGAAGCUGAGGAAUCUGCACAAGAGGCCGAGCUAGAUGUAACACCGGUGAAACAACCUGAAAUCAAACGUGAAGUGGAAGGAGAUGUGGUUGAAGAAUUGCAGCCUGAAGCUUCACUUGAAGAUGAAGAGAUUAUAACAGAGGAAGAAGUGGAAACUGUAUCUGAUGUUUUAUCUGAAGUAGAAAGCGAAGUUGAGGAAGUAGAAGCUGAUGUGGACUUCCCCGCAAAGGAGGAAAUAGAGGCUGAAGUUGGGGUGGAAUCGGAAGGAGAGGAAGAAGUUGAAGCUGAGUUAGAGGUAUCUCCUCAUAUUGGUGGCUUACCUGAAGCUGAGGAAUCUGCACAAGAGGCCGAGCUAGAUGUAACACCGGUGAAACAACUUGAAAUCAAACGUGAAGUGGAAGGAGAUGUGGUUGAAGAAUUGCAGCCUGAAGCUUUACUUGAAGAAGACACACUUGAAAAAGCAGAGAUUAUAACAGAGGAAGAAGUGGAAACUGUAUCUGAUGUUUUAUCUGACGAAGAAAGCGGAGUUGAGGAAGUAGAAGCUGAUGUGGACUUCCCCGCAAAGGAGGAAAUAGAGGCUGAAGUUGGGGUGGAAUCGGAAGGAGAGGAAGAAGUUGAAGCUGAGUUAGAGGUAUCUCCUCAUAUUGGUGGCUUACCUGAAGCUGAGGAAUCUGCACAAGAGGCCGAGCUAGAUGUAACACCGGUAAAACAACCUGAAAUCAAACGUGAUGUGGAAGGAGAUGUGGUUGAAGAAUUGCAGCCUGAAGCUUUACUUGAAAAAGCAGAGAUUAUGACAGAGGAAGAAGUGGAAACUGAGGCUGAUGUUUUAUCUGAAGUAGAAAGCGAAGUUGAGGAAGUAGAAGCUGAUAUAGACUUCCCCGCAAAGGAGGAAAUAGAGGCUGAAGUUGAGGUAGAAUCGGAAGGAGAGGAAGAAGUUGAAGCUGAGUUAGAGGUAUCUCCUCAUAUUGGUGGCUUACCUGAAGCUGAGGAAUCUGCACAAGAGGCCGAGCUAGAUGUAACUCCGGUGAAACAACCUGAAAUGAAACGUGAAGUGGAAGGAGAUGUGGUUGAAGAAUUGCAGCCUGAAGCUUCACUUGAAAAAGCAGAGAUUAUGACAGAGGAAGAAGUGGAAACUGAGGCUGAUGUUUUAUCUGAAGUAGAAAGCUUAGUUGAGGAAGUAGAAGUUGAUAUAGACUUCCCCGCAAAGGAGGAAAUAGAGGCUGAAGUUGAGGUAGAAUCGGAAGGAGAGGAAGAAGUUGAAGCUGAGUUAGAUGUAUCUCCUCAUAUUGGUGCCUUACCUGAAGCUGAGGAAUCUGCACAAGAGGCCGAGCUAGAUGUAACCCCGGUGAAACAACCUGAAAUAAAGCGUGAAGUGGAAGGAGAAGAAGUUGAUAAAGCUGAUGAAACUUGUGUUAAGCUACCCCAAGAACCUCAAACAAGAACUGUUGAGGAGAUUUCCGCCAUAUUCGACAUCGCUCCUGAAUUUCUACAGGAGCUUGAAGACCAAGAAAUUACAGAAGGUCAGACUGUCACUUUGACUGUAAGGGUCAAAGGUCAUCCCGCUCCAGAAAUCAAAUGGUUUAAGGAUGGUGAACAGCUUGUACCAGACAAACAUUACUCUGUGGUCACUGUGGACGAGGGUGAAGUACGCCUCAUCAUCCACGAAGCGACUAUUGAGGACGAUGCCGAGUACACGUGUACGGCGGAGAACCACGCGGGAUCCGUGUCCACCACAGCAGAGAUCCUCGUCAACCCUGCAGGAGAAGCUCCAUCAUUCCCAUUGUCCUUGGAGGAUGUGGAGGCUGACCUUGACACUACCAUUUCCCUUGAGGUCCAGGUCAAAGGUCAUCCAAGGCCAGAGGUCACCUGGUUCAAAGACGGCGACGAAAUCCAGCCUAGUGAUAGAAUCAGCAUUGAAUACCGCGAUGACAAUAUGUGUAUCUUGACAAUUUACGGGGUCACCCCUUACGACGAAGGAGACUACACAGUCGAGGCGACCAAUGAGAGCGGAUCAGCCAGCUGUACUGGCGAGUUCCUGGUACACAUGGUGGCACCAGAAUUCCCUCAGCCUCUCUCUGAUAUCACCGCAGCCGUGGACAUCCCCACCCUUCUCACGUGCGAGGUCACCGGCCUGCCACGCCCAGAAGUCACGUGGUUGCUGGAUGACACACCCCUUCAGGAAUCACCCAAGUACCACAUGACCUAUGAAGGCACAACUGCCACACUGGAAAUCGCCGAGACAACUCCAGUCGAUGCGACCAAAACGUACACUUGCAAAGCGACGAACGUGGCGGGCCAGAGCACGACCUCAGCUCGACUUCUUUCUCAAGUCGCUGAAGUAGCAGAGGAAGUUCCCCAAGAGGAGGUAUCUCCUGCCAAACCUGCCUUGUUUGGUCCAGAAUUUGUCCUGAAGAUCCAAGCACAAGAGGUACCAGAAGGUGACACCGUGGACUUUUCGUGCGAAGUGAUCGGAGAGCCCAAACCGGAUGUGACGUGGUUCUACAAUGGACAACAGCUGGAGGACGAAGGGCGUUACAUGAUCUUUGAGGAGGAUGGACUCCAUCAUCUGGAAGUGUACGAGGUAUCGCCUGAAGACGUUGGCAGUUAUGUGGCUAAAGCCGAGAACCAGUUUGGUGAAGUCACCUGCUCUGCUGAUCUCACACUCGAAGAAAAACCAGUCGAGGAAGUAAGUGAGCUUGAGGCGCCUCAUUUCGUUGUUGCCAUAGAAACCCUGGAGACCACGCCCGGUGAAACUGUGAAGUUCACAUGCCAGGUUGCCGGUCAACCGUCACCUGAAGUCUUGUGGUACAAAAACGACAAACAGAUCACUACUCCAGACGAACACUUUGCCAUCGAGUACGCCGAAGAGGGUGAAGUGUCCCUAUUGGUGGUUGAUGUCUUACCAGAGCAUGAUGGGAAGAUCACGUGCUGCGCCACUAACGAGGUCGGGAAAGCGGAGUGCUCUGCGGAGCUUAUUGUCGAAGAAACCAAACCUUUUGAAGAAGACAGACCGCCCGAAUUUAUUAAAGUUCCUGAUAAUGUCACAGUGCGAGAGAAAGACAACGCCGAGUUUGUUGUCCGAGUAGAUGGCUCGCCCAAACCCACCGUGAGCUGGACUCGCGAUGGAAAAGUUUUGGAUGACAAGAGUAUUUACCACACCGAUGAGUUCGAUGACACCUACAAUUUCGAGAUCAAAAAUACGGAAGUGGAGGAUGCUGGGAUAUAUACGUGCACCGCGACAAAUCGCGCAGGGGAGGCUACUAGUCAGAUCCCGCUCAUUGUUAAUGAAAUUGACAGAGAAGAGCGUCUGUCCGAGUCUCCUCUGGUUCUGCGACAUGUCGAGGAAACCAAGCCACCGUCUUUCCUGGAAGUUUUCGACGAUAUUACGAUCAUGGAAGAGAAACCCCUAACACUGACGUGCCGGGUCACUGGUCUGCCCAGGCCUGGCCUUAAAUGGCUCAAGGAUGGGCAAGAACUGGUGGAGUCCCGAGCCCUCAAAAUUUCAUACGACGACGACGUUUGUACUUUGACGAUUUCGAAGACUUCCAUGGACCAGGAAGGACGCUACACAUGUGUGGCGACGAACCCGGCUGGGACGGCCGAGUGUUCCGCCCAAGUUACCGUCGAGGGGAAGACCGACGCCCCGAGAUUCACCAAGGAGCUCGACGACCGUGACGUCAGAGAAGAUCGACCAAUCCGCUUUGACUGUUACGUUACGGGCUUGCCCCAACCAGAAGUUGUAUGGUAUUUGAACGACGAACCUGUGGAGUCUGGCGUAAGGACCAGGGUAGAACAGAAGUGGUCGUUCACUGAGUACCAGCAUACUCUUCACAUCGAACACGCCAUGCCUGAGGACUCCGGAGAGGUCAAAGCCGUUGCUACGAACAGAGUGGGAGAAGCAACAACAACAGCUAAACUUCACGUUGAAGAGAAGAAAGAACUGCCCAAAUUCACCAAAAUGUUGGAGAACGUGGAAGUUUUGGAGUACAACCAAGCAGUCAUGGACGUGGUUGUCACUGGAAAACCCAAACCGGAAGUCACAUGGCUGAAAGGUAACGAUAUCCUCCAGGAAAGUGAAGACGUUAUUUUCGAAACUGACGGCAAUCUUCACAGACUUAUUCUCAAGUCGGCACAGCUAAAUGACCACGGCCUAUACACAGCCAGGGCCCAUAACCCUGCCGGUCAAACAGCAUCCAAUGCCAGGCUUAAAGUUUUACCUGUCAAGAAACCUAGCGUUGUACGCAAAAUGUCAGACACAGUUGCCCCAGAAAACGGAACAGUCAAAUUUGAUGUCAAGGUUGCAGGACAACCCACUCCAGAAAUUAAAUGGUUCCUGAAUGAAGAAGAGCUACAGCCUAGCGACACGUUCAUCAUGGAGUAUGACGAAAAGCAAGCUGUGUAUUCUCUGGUAAUCACAGAGCUGAAUGAAGCUCUCCAGGGGACGAUCAAGGCUGUCCUCUACAACAACGGCGGAGAGGUCGAAACCACAGCAAAACUAGAGAUCAGAGGCCGAGCUCCAACCUUCCUGGAAGUCCCUCUGAAGUGCACUCUGUUGGAAGGUGACACCGCGGAAUUCCGCUGCAAGGUUGAUGGCGAACCCAAACCUAAAGUGGAGUGGUCGAAAGGAAAAUGGCGCAAACUCGAGACCGGUGGAAAAAUCAAAGCUUACUAUGACGAAGAGACCGGUGAGCAUGUUCUCAAAAUGGCGGACGUCGUGGAGAAAGACGAAGGGACAUACACCGUCACUGCCACCAAUGAACACGGUACGGAACAAGUUCCCGCUACCCUGAUGGUGACUGAGUUUGAGGAAGAAGCAGUCGACUGGAAAGCUCAGCUUAAACACAGGUAA
Messenger RNA from Liolophura sinensis, 28709 nucleotides. Its product is annotated as titin-like. Gene Ontology annotation, biological process: axon guidance; dendrite self-avoidance; homophilic cell-cell adhesion. Gene Ontology annotation, cellular component: plasma membrane; axon. NCBI's taxonomy places the organism in Eukaryota, Metazoa, Mollusca, Polyplacophora, Chitonida, Chitonidae. The record is from RefSeq and is a predicted model, not a curated record. Gene Ontology annotation, molecular function: cell-cell adhesion mediator activity. The transcript has 20 exons. The coding region runs from base 150 to 28709 and encodes 9519 amino acids.